AUGGGUGGGUGUGGGUGCAAUGUCCAGAAGGAGCUUAAGGCCGGUGGGUCCCUAUCACCCACCUUCUGCCCACACCUGUUGCUGUCCCGACGAGUCAUCAUGCCUCUCGGUCUGAUGAGCGAGCUCUCCAAGCUCGGAGAAGACCAUCAGGACCCAAGAGAGAACCCGGGCCUGCUGGAGGCACAGUAUUUUUGGGAUGAAGACGACGAGGAGGAGGAGGAGGUGGAUGCGGCUGCGGUACCAAGUCCUCCCCAGAGCCCUGAGGGUGUCUGCCUCAUGCCCGCUGCCAUGGGGUCCCCUCCCUGGAGCCAAUCUGAAGAUGAGGGCUCCAGCAGCCAAGAUGAAGGGGGUCCGAGCAGCAGCGAAGACUCAGAAGAUGCCGAGUCCUUGCUCCAAGACGCCCUCCGUUUGAAGAUGAUCGACCUGGUGGUCUUCCUGCUCCUGAAGUAUCGCGAAAAGGAGCCAACCACAAAGGCGGAAAUGCUGAGCAGUGUCAUCAAAGAGUACCAGGACCACUUCCCUGAGAUCUUCAGCCUCGCUUCUGAGUGCCUGCAGCUGGUCUUUGGUGUUGAUGUGAAGGAAGUGGACCCCAGCAACCACUGCUAUGUCCUGGAUACCACCCUGGGCCUCACCUACGACGAGAUGGGAAACGAUGAGGGCAGCAUGCCGAAGACCGGCCUCCUGAUCACGCUCCUGUGCCUGAUCCUCCUGGAGGGCGACCGCGCCUCUGAGGAGGAAGUCUGGGAAGCGCUCAAUGGCAUGGGGGUGCGUGAUGGGCGGGAGCAUUCCAUCUUUGGGGAGCCCAGGGAGCUCAUCACCAAAAUUUGGGUGCAGGAAGAAUACCUGGAGUACCGGCUGGUGCCCAACAGCUGUCCUGCCCGCUACGAAUUCCUGUGGGGUCCCAGGGCCCACGCUGAAACCAGCAAGCCGAAGGUUCUAGAGUAUCUGCUCAGGGUCAAUAGGAAGAAUCCCAUUUCCUUCCUGUCCCUAUUUGGAGGGGUUGACAGCGAUGAGGAAGAGGGAGCCUGA
Molecule: messenger RNA, 1029 nt
Organism: Pteropus alecto (black flying fox)
Lineage: Eukaryota; Metazoa; Chordata; Mammalia; Chiroptera; Pteropodidae
Product: melanoma-associated antigen 8
Exons: 3
Coding region: 1-1029 (342 amino acids)
Biological process (GO): negative regulation of transcription by RNA polymerase II
Cellular component (GO): nucleus
Source: RefSeq, a predicted model, not a curated record